Scylla paramamosain (green mud crab) is the source of this 5696-nucleotide messenger RNA. Its product is annotated as regulatory factor X 4-like. Gene Ontology annotation, biological process: regulation of transcription by RNA polymerase II. Bases 939 to 3569 code for a protein of 876 amino acids. The transcript is spliced from 17 exons. Lineage: Eukaryota; Metazoa; Arthropoda; Malacostraca; Decapoda; Portunidae. The record is from RefSeq and is a predicted model, not a curated record. Gene Ontology annotation, molecular function: DNA-binding transcription factor activity, RNA polymerase II-specific; RNA polymerase II cis-regulatory region sequence-specific DNA binding.
CUCCCUGUACCGCCAACACUCGCGUCCUUCCUUUAUAAUUCCAAGACCCCUAUUGUUUUGAGUUGACAACAUCGUUCUUAUUCUCCGAUAUUUUCACUGCCUCUAACUCACAACAUGAGGAAAAAAUGAGAGGGAGAGAUAGAGAGGAAGAAAAAAAGGACUACAUAGAUCAAUAGUCAGAAAAUAUCGUGAAGAUUUUCCCUGAGCGUCUUGGCGAGCGGGAUAAAAAGUGUUGUGGCGCGAGUAAGAUUAGGGCGGUAAUCCCCCACCAGAUGGCGCCAGGAUGGGGCUUGUGGUGGCUGGUGCUCAGUACAAUAAUGUCAGCCAAGAUGCCGCUGAACAACAACUUCUGGUCGCAGCCCUUCUUUCCCCUUGACUGGUCAUGUAAUAUGGAGCCUCAAGAAAAUCAAAGAACAUCCACACGCGGGGCGGAGCUUCCUGCCACUUCCUGCUCCCAUUGGUCGCCACGCUCCCCGCCCCGCUGUCAUUGGCCGCCGCUUCCGCCACCUCACAGGAUCGACACCCUACUAAUCUGUGCAGAAAAAUUAGACCUUAAUUUAUCCCUUAUCUCGCGGAAGGCAGGAGCGGCGGUAGGUGCUGGUAGUGUGUGGUGCUGCCUUUGUCGUGCCCCGGCCUGGACCUUGCCUCGUGCCCGCCACAGCCACGCCACAGCCUCUCUUCUCUGCUGCUCCGCCGUCCUCGCCGCAGCCCUCUCCCCGCCAUUGCCUCGACAUCCAGGGCGGACUAGGCUUUCCCCGCCACGCGCCAGCACUAAGGAGACUGCGAUACGAGGGCUGCAGGAGACCGGCCCAAUCCAGCAUGUACCAGCGAAGCUCCUGCGAGGAUCGCCUGACUAACGUCGUGGCGGAACACUGAAAGCUGCCCAGCCUUCCCAGCACCACCACAGCUCCUAGCGCUGACCUGCCGCCUCUUGGGUUAUGACUUCCACCGGCGCCCUGGAGCAUCCUGCCGCAGCCCCCGUGGAGGCAUCAGCACUAACCCCAGACCUCUGGCUCCGGGGCCCCACGGUGACCGGCACCAAUAUGACGGCUGCUGAGGCUGGAAGUUUGCACUCCUUCACGCAUCUCAAACCAGUACCGGACGACGUGGGGCAUGACACUUCGGUCCUGGUGGAGCGAGAGGAGCGGGGUGGCGCGGACAGCGUCCUGGCAGCGGCAGACGAGGCACGAGGAGGUGGCGGCGGUGGCGGCGGUGGCGGAGGUGGAGGAGGAGGUGGAACGGACGAGGACAGAAGAGUGAAAGGAAGCAACAGACGAGACUCUAAGGAAAACGACAGAAGAAUCAUCGCAGGAGGGAAUGAAGGAGGAGGAGGAGGAGGAGGAGGAGGUACUGGAGGAGGGCGAGGAGACAGCAGAUCGGGAGGUAAGAGAGGUGGAGGCAGUGGAGGGCACGGAGGAAUGAGGAAUCUAAGGCCGCACUCCACGCCGGCGACGCUGAUGUGGCUGGAGGAGAACUACGAGAUGGCGGAGGGCGUGUGCAUCCCCAGGAACACGCUGUACCUUCACUACGUGGACUUCUGCGACAAGAAGGCCCUUCAGCCUGUCAACGCCGCGAGCUUCGGGAAGAUCAUCCGUCAGCAGUUCCCGGGCCUCACCACGCGGCGGCUGGGCACGCGAGGCCAGAGUCGCUACCACUACUACGGCAUCGCGAUACGGGAGGGAUCCAUCUACUACGAGGUUCACUACAGCAAGAAGGGCAACACCAGCAAUGACAUCAAGAAGGAGGCGGAUAAACAGGUGGCGCUGUUUCCGGGACGUGGCAAGCUGUCCACGGUGCUGCCCGAGUUCCCGUCGCUCAAGGAUGUGCUCUUGCCUCCACACGUAGCGCCAGACAAGGUGGCUACAUUCAUCAUGAUGUACAGAACACACUGCCAGCGGAUCCUCGACACUGUCAUCCGCGCCAGCUUCGACGAGAUCCAGAGCUUCCUGGUGCACUUCUGGCAGGGGAUGCCGCCCCACCUGGUCACCAUCCUUGGCACCAACGUCCUGGUCAACUUGGUGGGCGUGUGUGACUCUAUCCUGUACCGCGCUGUUUGCAGCGUUCUCAUGCCCUCCGUGCUGCAGGCCAUCCCGGACAGUCUCACCCAGGUCAUUCGAAAGUUCACCCACGACCUUGACUCCUGGCUGCGGGUGGCCCUGGAUGACCUUCCUGACAACCUGCGGCAGGUCAAGAUAGACUUGGCCAGUCGGUUCUCUCGGAUGUUGCGCCGCCAGACCUCCCUGAACCAUCUGUGCCAGGCAUCCCGCAUGGUGCUACACUCGCCGGAGAUCACCCAACAGAUGCUGCAGGACUGGCGCCAGGUGGACCUCGAAGCAAUCUCCCACCAGACGCUCUACUCCAUGGACAAACACUCCACCAACGGCGUCACUGUGGAUCUCAUCAUGAGCCUGUACAACGAGUUCGAGCGGCUUCUGGAGGAGGGGGCGCCGCUGGAGGCCUACAGUGAAUGGCUGGAGGCGAUGGUGGAGCGAUGCGUGUUACUGGGCGCGCGCAAGAGCAAGGCGCCCGUGCACAAGGUGGCGCACGCUUUCCUCCUCACCUGGUCCUGCUUCGGCACUCGCGUCAUCAGAGACAUGACGCUGCACUCCGCCCCGAGCUUCGGGUCCUUCCACCUGCUACACCUCAUGUUUGAUGACUACGUGCUGUACCUGGUGGAGUCCCUGCACGCUGAGGAGAAGGCGAGGGAGUUGCUCAACAACAUCUCCACGGACUCCCCGCCAGACUGCUCUGAUCCUGGCUUUGGCGAUCCUGACAGCGAGGACAGCGCGCACGCCCUUUCCUUCCUCAUGGGUGGCGUGGGCGGCUCAGCGGGAGGAGGAUUGCCCGGCAUCACCUCGCCUACCACCCCUGGCGUGUCCCCCAACCCACACCCCGCCCACGACCUCCACCUAUCGCCCACGCCCACCACUGUGAUAGGUCUGGACGGCAGCCUGGUGGAGGACGACGGUAGCUUGGACUACAUGUCUGGCCUCUCCACCUCGUCCAGCGGAGGCCUCAACGCGCAGGGAGGGCCCGCCACGCCAGCCACCACCCCCGCCGCUGUGUCCGCCGCCGCCGCCUCCUCCCUGGCGAGCAGCGGCGGCACAGGAGGGGGUGGUGGCGGUGGUGGAGGCGGCGGCAGUGGAGUGGCAAGUGACUAUUACAGCUACGAUUACGACUCAAGGACCUACCGUCUGCCGUCCACUCUGGUUGGCAGGAACUACUUCUACCCGCCCACCUCUGUGCCGCUCAACCAGUACUACCAAGGUGGAGGCGUGGGCGGCGACCUCAGCGGGGCGGAGGACAGGCUCGGGGGUGGCGGUGGCGGCGGUGGUGGUGGUGGUGGUGGUGGUGUGCUGCACGUUGGUGGUGGCGGCGGAGGCGGGGGCAGCGGUGGAGGGGCAGCGGACCACCUCGGAUACGGCAGCUUACGGGGAGGUGAUGCCUAUGUGGACUGUUCCGGCGUGUACUGCCCCGACCAGUCCCUCCUCUACCCCUCCAACUACUACCAGGGAUACGACGCCUCCUACUACAGCACCAGAUUCAAAGCCAAGGACGUGGAAGGAUAAUAGCAGGCCGAGGUCCGCCACCCGCCCGUUCCCUGGCCGUGGUCGAGGCUUGGCUGGAAUGGGCGGCUGCGUCUUGUGACACGCCCAAUGCUCUGGCUGAGGAGCGAGUCGGUGAUCGGGUCAGUGCUGCGGCGGCAAUGAGAGGAGAUAGGUGGACUUAUCAGCGUGGUCGAAUGAGUCAAGAUGGUUAUAUUCCGUGUGAGGCGAGGCGAGGCGCUGAGGGCGGAAACACUUGAUGUGGUAGGCGAGAGCACGUAGCCGCUGUCGAAAUACGAGUAUGUAGGUGGCAGAUAAUGUCAAUGAAGCACAUUAACUAUACACUGCAUUAUAUAUAACUACCGGUAAGCUUUGGUUCAUAACGUAUAUAUGAGUACUGAUAUUUUUUUUUUUUUUUUUUUUUGUGUUUAGUGAAUUCGUGUUCAAAGUGUUGAGUCAGUUUUAUAAUAGAGGCUAAGAUGGAGGAGUAGUGAGGCAAGGAAGGUAGAAGGUCUGUAUUUGGGGAUCCUUAGUGCACCACACAAGAACUUGAGAACUUAAGGAGACUACAAAAGACCAGCUGACAUACACGAGGUGGAUCCUGAGCACGUGAAACUAACUUACCUUCUGUCAUCAUCAUCCGUAAGUGUAUAGAACCUCAGCUUGAGAACUAAUGUCUGUGCAGGACGGCGGUUCCCUUAGUGGCCUGGUAGUGAGGGAGGUGGAGGGAGGGAGGGAAGGACAGCAGACAAAAGACCUUGCUGCCUCAGACUGCAUUAUUUAGAAAUCACUUGCCUUCCCUUGCAUAGCGAACACAAACUGCUGCCCAGCCAGCCCCUGGUCACACACACACACACACACAUACACACUGAAGACAUAAUGUAGUUGCCAUGAAGGAAACUGUAAUGUUUGAAAUUAUCAUACAUGAGAAAAUAAAUAAAUAUACUUAUUUUCAAAAAACGUAGCAGUACCUCCAUCUGUCCUCCCUGGCAGCAACACACACACACACACACACACACACACACACACACACACACACACACACACACACACACACACACACACACACACACACACACACACACACACACCACCUCAACGUUUCUCUUCACUGGAUAUGAAUACCUACUCUGGAAGCAAGUAUAGUCCAGAGACACAUCCUGCGAGGAAAGACUGACCAAAUGCUGCAAAUAACUCCCCCCCUCAGGAAAAGCCCCUUUGAUCUCACCUCAGAAAACGUGAAUAAAUCUGCAGAGGGACGUUGCUCGCCUGUGUCUGCCUGUGUGGUGCGGGGCCUGCAGUCACCACCAGAGCCGAGGAGCACCGAGGAGUAGUGCCCGAGACCUUAGCACAAAUUUAUCUCUGCUCACCAAACUGAAGGAAGGAAAAGUUGCUGGACUGCACUUGGUGAAUUUCGGUGAACGUCUAGUCUGUCAGGCUCAGUUUAGAAGGUAAUGGUACACUUAAGUCAAAAAGUACGCAGGUCUUGCUUGAGUUCACGGUCGUGGUUAGAAGUCGAGUAGCAUUACGCAUUAGUUUCAACUGUGUUUUGAGUUUUCUCUCAAUCAUGAGUCCCCUGAUCCUCGGACUCUGUCUGUUGUUAUAGGGAGGCAGGUAGCAGGACUUGAGAGUUAGGACUUCUGAAAUGCUUUGGAUUCUGAAAUAAAAAAAGACUAUUUUCAAAGGCCACAGAGACGAUUAUCUGGGUUCUCACGGGUGUUUUAACUAAUUGAUGAAAUAGAGGCUCGUAUUCUUAAACUUUUUUUCUUUCAUAGGGAUUAUUUGUGAUAGCCACAAAGAUGGUUUAUCAGAUUCUCAUGAGUGUUUUUUUCCCUACUAAUGAUACACAAUCCUUGUUGAACUAUCCCCGGACACACACACACACACACACACACACACACACACACACACACACACACACACACACACACACACACACACACACACACACACACAUCCUUCAAGCCUCCAGUAACUUGCACCAAAACCGCCGUGACGUUUGAAAAUAUGGGCCUUCUAUAGAAUCCUUGUAAAACUAUCACUGGAGUCGUGAGAGAAAGGUAAACACACACACACACACACACACACACACACACACACACACACACACACACACACACACACACACACACACACACACACACACACACA